Molecule: messenger RNA, 483 nt
Organism: Staurois parvus
Lineage: Eukaryota; Metazoa; Chordata; Amphibia; Anura; Ranidae
Source: the annotation of a GenBank genome assembly
CAUUCCUCUCUGUGGGUGGUGCGGCUGCAGGUAUUUGUGUGGGUCCCCCAUUCCUCUCUGUGGGUGGUGCGGCUGCAGGUAUUUGUGGGGGUCCCGCAUUCCUCUGUGUGGGUGGUGUGGCUGCAGGUAUUUGUGGGGGUCCCGUAUUCCUCUGUGUGGGUGGUGCGGCUGCAGGUAUUUGUGGGGGUCCCGCAUUCCUCUGUGUGGGUGGUGCGGCUGCAGGUAUUUGUGUGGGUCCCGCAUUCCUCUGUGUGGGUGGUGCGGCUGCAGGUAUUUGUGUGGGUCCCGCAUUCCUCUGUGUGGGUGGUGCGGCUGCAGGUAUUUGUGGGGGUCCCCCAUUCCUCUGUGUGGGUGGUGCGGCUGCAGGUAUUUGUGUGGGUCCCGCAUUCCUCUGUGUGGGUGGUGCGGCUGCAGGUAUUUGUGUGGGUCCCGCAUUCCUCUGUGUGGGUGGUGCGGCUGCAGGUAUUUGUGGGGGUCCCCCAU